Molecule: messenger RNA, 858 nt
Organism: Paramacrobiotus metropolitanus
Lineage: Eukaryota; Metazoa; Tardigrada; Eutardigrada; Parachela; Macrobiotidae
Exons: 4
Coding region: 100-858 (252 amino acids)
Biological process (GO): regulation of Toll signaling pathway; innate immune response; central nervous system formation
Cellular component (GO): extracellular region
Molecular function (GO): Toll binding; growth factor activity
Source: RefSeq, a predicted model, not a curated record
UUUAUUGUGCGUCUGAGUGUAAGGUUAAAAUCUGUUCAGCUGCGGCUGAUUUGUGCUGUGAUAUUAUUGAUCUCGGCUGCCGUAUCGAUAUCACCGGAAAUGGAGGCACCGUGCACUCUGCAAACGGACCAUAUGUGCACCGAGCCGGGCGCCAGUUAUCCCUGGAAGCAGAUCGACAAGUACAUUGAGGAGAACCGUGGGCUGACGUACCGCUUGUUCGGCGCCGUGACGGAUCCGCUGAGUCCCUUGAAAAAUCUCAAUGUUAAGGAGAUGGCGGAGUACCGGGUGGCCAAGAAAAACCAGCCGCUGUUACGGAAUCCUUGCGUCAGCGAUGUGGCCUUGGAGCAGCCGUACUGGUCGAAAAACCUGAAGGGUCAACUGCGCGUCAUCGUCAACCACAGCCCCUUCGAGCAGUUUGUCCAGCUGGAGAAAUGCCUUUCGACGCCAGACAUGGACAGCCCGUACGACCAGCUGGAGCAGCAGUGCCCCGACGACGACUGCCUGUGCAUGCAGGAGUACCGCUCGGUGCGCCUGGUGGCCUACGACCCGGCACAGGACGAGAAGGGCAUCUUCAUGGACUGGUUCGAGUUCCCCUGCUGCUGCCAGUGCAAGUGCUUCGAUCGCGGCGAAUCCGCCAACACCACGGCGGCCAGCACCACGCUCAGUACGGCGCACGUCUCGGCCGAGCGCGAUCUCGACGAUCUGACCACCACCAAGGCCUCAACGACCUCCACGCUGCGGCCGACUAACAGCCGGAAACCGGAGACCACGAAAACGGAGCCGACGUCCACACAGAGCACACCGGCUUCGCGGCCGCAUACUUCAUGGAAAGGUCACUCCAUUACGCUUGUACUCUAG